This is a messenger RNA of Pteropus alecto (black flying fox), 832 nucleotides long. RefSeq names its product mitochondrial ribosomal protein L47 (gene MRPL47). Gene Ontology annotation, molecular function: structural constituent of ribosome. Bases 57 to 791 code for a protein of 244 amino acids. NCBI's taxonomy places the organism in Eukaryota, Metazoa, Chordata, Mammalia, Chiroptera, Pteropodidae. Gene Ontology annotation, cellular component: mitochondrial large ribosomal subunit; mitochondrial ribosome. The transcript is spliced from 7 exons. The record is from RefSeq and is a predicted model, not a curated record. Gene Ontology annotation, biological process: mitochondrial translation.
GAGAUAUAGGAAGUGACGCCAUUAUUGGCGGAAACGCGGUUUCCUUAUGCGACGCGAUGGCUGCGGGCAGUUUGGCUGUUCUUUGCAGAAAAGUCUCGGGCGCCCUGAAGACUUCCAGGUCGUUGAUAAGUCAUCAGGUCCCUGCUAGUACUGGUUUUUCUCUUAAUCUGUUGCUUAAGAAUACACCAAAAGUCACAUCUUUACACAAGUGUAGACUACUUCAUACCACGUUGUCAAGGAAAGGACUGGAAGAAUUUUUUGAUGACCCAAAGAAUUGGGGGGAAGAAAAAGUGAAAUCUGGUGCUUCGUGGACCUGUCAGCAAUUAAGGAACAAAAGUAAUGAAGAUUUACAUAAACUUUGGUAUGUCCUACUGAAAGAAAGAAACAUGCUUCUAACUCUAGAGCAGGAGGCCAAGCGACAGGUAUUGCCAAUGCCAAGUCCUGAGCGGUUAGAAAAGGUAAUAGAAUCUAUGGAUGCAUUAGAUAAAGUUGUCCAGGAAAGAGAAGAUGCCCUAAGACUUCUUCAGACUGGUCAAGAGAAAGCUAGACCUGGUGCUUGGAGAAGAGACAUCUUUGGGAGAGUCUUCUGGCACAAGUUCAAGCAGUGGCCUAUACCUUGGUACCUGAAUAAAAAGUACAAUAGGAAACGAUUCUUUGCAAUGCCCUAUGUGGAACAUUUUGACAGACUGAGACGGGAGAAACAAGCCCGCACUGAAGUUAGGAAGAAAACUUUACAGAAAAAGAAAGCAAGACUUCUUCAGGAAAAGUUCCCACAUCUUUCUGAAGCUUAGAAGUCAAGUCUUGGCUAAGAUGUCUGAACUCUUAAUUUACC